Molecule: messenger RNA, 1551 nt
Organism: Teleopsis dalmanni
Lineage: Eukaryota; Metazoa; Arthropoda; Insecta; Diptera; Diopsidae
Product: retinol-binding protein pinta-like
Exons: 4
Coding region: 449-1405 (318 amino acids)
Cellular component (GO): membrane
Molecular function (GO): phosphatidylinositol bisphosphate binding
Source: RefSeq, a predicted model, not a curated record
GAUCAACAUCAGAAGCCAGUAAACCAGUAAACUGCCACAAUCGAUACAAAGUGCAACCAUUACUUAUAUGGCUUUUCAUAUUGUGCAGUCUAAUCCAAUAAUUAGCAUUAUCGAUUUAAGAUUAGUAAACUAAAAAUAAAAUUUUGAAAAUAAAUUAACUUUACAAGAAUACAAGAAUGUCCUCAAUAUGUAGUUCUGCCCUAAAACGCGAUUAAGGAAACAAUAAAAGUAAAGUGAAUAAAGUGCAGUCAUUUCUAUCUCAAAUUUACUAUUGAAAAUAGUUGGAAAUAAUUUAACAAAGUGGAUUAACGCUCCAAAAUAAACAAAGACGCUUUUCUUAUCAAAAAUAAUUAUCAAAAUUUGCACCCAACACCUGCUGUGCUCAAGAUAAUUAGUAAUUAUAAUAAAUAAUUUUGAAAGAGUUAAUCUAUUACUGCAGAUAUAAAAAAUGAAUCCAACAUCGAAGAAUGAGCAACCAACCAUACGUCCACUUUCCCCAAUGCUGCAGGAAAUAGCCAUAAAGGAACUCAAUGAGGUGCCUCACAGAUUACAUGAAGAUAUAUUAACCCUACGUAAAUGGAUUUAUAGUCAGCCACAUUUACGUGCACGAACCAAUGAUCAAUUUUUAUUAAGUUUCCUACGAGGUUCCAAAUUUAGUUUGGAAAAAGCAAAGCAAAAAAUUGAUAGAUAUUACUCUCUUAAAGCAGCUAUACCAGAAAUUUUUAAUGAACAUCGUAAUGUAGAUGAUAAAAUAGUCAUGGAUAUAAUACGUGCAGGUAUUAUACUACAAAUACCAUUAGCCGCUGAUGAUACAAGGCCUUGCAUUACCAUUAUACGUGCCGGUUCCUAUGAUACUAAGAUAUUUAAAUUUGCUGAUAUUAUACGUGUGGGUACAAUGUUUGGUGAAAUUUUAAUGAUCGAAGAUGAUAAUGCCUCUGUCAGCGGUUAUAUAGAGAUAAUGGAUAUGAAUAAUGUUACUGCCGCGCAUUUUUUUCAGUUAAAACCGGACCUAUUGCGUAAGUUUUCAGUAUUUGCUGACGAGGCAAUGCCUACUAGACAACGAGGUACACACUUUAUCAAUGUUCCUCCACCAUUCGAAAAAGGUUUUAGCACUUUGAAGAAUUUCUUUCCAGCUAAAAUGUUGAGUAGAAUAUCUGUUAGUUCUGAUUCCGAAGCAAUUUUUAAUUUUGUUCCUCGCAACUAUUUACCCAUUGAAUAUGGUGGCGAAAAUGGUACCAUGCAGGAUAUAAUUAAUAAUAUGGAAGAGAAAAUAAUGAAAUAUCGUGAAUACUUUUUGGACGACUCCAAAUAUGGUACCGAUGAAAAAUUGCGCGAAGGCACACCAAUUAAUUAUGAAAGCUAUUUCGGUAUUGAAGGAUCCUUUAGAAAAUUAGACAUAGAUUAAAAAUUGUCAAUAUUCAGUUCACCAAAAAAAUAUACCAAAAAUUUAUUCCAUCAAUUUUUAUCGCAAGUAUUUUUAGUUCAUCACAUCACAUAUAUAAAAAUAUUUAUAUACGUAAUAUAUAUUUAAAAUUGUUUAAAUAGUAUACC